Molecule: messenger RNA, 1284 nt
Organism: Saccostrea echinata
Lineage: Eukaryota; Metazoa; Mollusca; Bivalvia; Ostreida; Ostreidae
Product: protein NipSnap homolog 3A-like
Exons: 6
Coding region: 55-714 (219 amino acids)
Cellular component (GO): mitochondrion
Source: RefSeq, a predicted model, not a curated record
CUGUACCUCACUAAGUUUUGACCUACUUUUCUAGAUGCAGAUUUGACCAGAAUCAUGAGAAUGGCAGCAUACGUGAAUGCACUAGCGAAGAAUGGACGGCUCAUUUCAAGGUGUUUUUCAAGGGUUGUAAACAGUCGUGGUAUACAUGAUGAACCAGUGUAUGAACUGCGGACUUACAGCAUUUAUCCUAAAGACUUCAAAGCUUUUAUUCAACUCUCAGCAGAACACCUGCACUUACGAACCAAACAUUCUAAACUGAUAGGGUACUGGACCAGUGAGAUUGGAGGAAUCAAUGAUGUUGUUCAUAUAUGGGAAUAUGAUUGUUUGAAACAUAGAGCUGAUGUGAGACAGGCACUAGGAAAUGAUCCUGAUUGGCUUGCUCAGUACAUUAAAAAAAUUUUGCCAAUGUUGGAUCGUCAAGACAAUGCUUUACUGAAACUGACCAGAAAGAGUAGCCUAGUGCAGACAGACAGUGGAGGUGUGUAUGAACUUUGCUGCACAGAAAAACCUUUGAAGGAUCUUCCAGUAACUAGAGGAGAUGCACAGUUACUUGGAACCUUUUCUUCUCUCAUAGGAUCUCUCAGUUCAUCAUACCAGCUGUGGCAUCACAAAUCUGUUGACGACAUUGUAACCAGUGCAGCGGAAGGAUCAUACAAACCUUAUUGCACCAAAAGUCGUCUACUCCUUCCCACUGCUUGGUCCCCCAUGAAGUAAAAUAAAAUUUGCUGCUGUUGUAGAGGAUCAGAUUACAUGAAUUCUGGGAUGAGUAAUUCAAGUACAACAAAGAAUAUCAUAUUUAGUAGUUUGGAUGUUGUGGAAAAAUUGCGGAUGAAAUUGUUUAUUAUUAUUACCUUUCCUGUAUGCUAGUCAGAUUCAUUUUAUAUGCAUGUUUGUACAUUUUAUCUUUAACCUGUUAUUAUAUGUCAGAAUUCUAGUAGAUAUCAGUGUUGCUUAAACUUUGUACUUUAUGUUUGUUAAUACAAUAUUGACUGCAUCUUUGGCAUGAUCUUUUUAAAAAAAUUUUCCAGAUUCAUUUAAUAGUACUUUGCAUAGGACUUUUUUGUUAUAACCUUUUCUUUAUAUUUACCAUGUUAAUUUUACAAUAUGAAAUAAUGUGUUCAGUGUAAGUACAUGUAUAUCAAAAGUUGUACGUGGUUGUUAGGUCUGUUCAUAUAGUACAUGUAUAUGUAUUUGCAAAAUUCUAGGUGCUAAUUUUAAAUUUUAAUAUAAAAAUAACAUACACAAUAAGACAUGUUAAUAGCAAAUAAAUAUAUUAAAAUACAA